CAGUGCGUAAACAUGGUUCGUUCGUGUGCUGCUUUUAAUUGUAACAGUAAGAAUGGAAGCAAAGACGAAGACGGAAACAAUGUUACAUUUCACAGGUUUCCCCUUACAAAUGAUUUUCUAAAUCGGAAAUGGAUAGUUGCUACUCGGAAAGAGAACUUCCAACCUACAGCAAAUCAUUUGCUGUGCUUUCUUCAUUUUGAAGAGAAUUGUUACCUGGAAAAUUAUGUAAAUAGACGUAAACUGAAGGACGAUGUUAUACCGACAGUAUUUGGACUUCCAACUCCUUUGAAAAAGGUUACCAAGGCAAGGAAACCUCCAAAGCCAAAAAAAUGUUGAGACAGCAGAAAACUUGUGUGUGGAUGUGCACGUUUCUGGUUACACUGGAGACCACAAUUAUUCAUUCCCAUCAAGUCCAAGUAAGCUGAAGGAAAAGUUCGAAAAAAUUGAAGAAAGCAAGGAAGCAAAAAUUGUGCAA
This is a messenger RNA of Schistocerca serialis cubense, 475 nucleotides long. RefSeq names its product THAP domain-containing protein 1-like. NCBI's taxonomy places the organism in Eukaryota, Metazoa, Arthropoda, Insecta, Orthoptera, Acrididae. Gene Ontology annotation, molecular function: sequence-specific DNA binding. The record is from RefSeq and is a predicted model, not a curated record. Bases 13 to 336 code for a protein of 107 amino acids. The transcript is spliced from 3 exons.